Messenger RNA from Stylophora pistillata, 4495 nucleotides. RefSeq lists its product as uncharacterized. NCBI's taxonomy places the organism in Eukaryota, Metazoa, Cnidaria, Anthozoa, Scleractinia, Pocilloporidae. The record is from RefSeq and is a predicted model, not a curated record.
UUCAAGACAAACCUAGUUGAGCCUCAUGUGAAGCCAAAAUGUCCGCUAGGUUGGUGCCGUAUUUGUCCUUGAUUAAGUUGACUUACAGACAAAGGGUACAAAGAGGCAUCCCUAACAGCGGUUCGUCGAGAAAUCAUAAAUAUUUACCCAUUUGUAUUCCCAUGCCAGAUUUGGGAUCUUAAGACUGGAAGGCCCGUGUUGGAACGUGCGUUGAUGCGGGAUGUUCAGCUGGAGUCGUUUACUUACGUCUGUCAUGUGUCGUGUUUUUUAAACAGAUGGGCAAUGGAAAUAGCGUGCUCUGAUUUUUCAGUUUGUAACAUUGCCAUAAUAACAGCUAUUCGAUACUUAGAGGGACGUUUGAGCCUCAUACUUCAGCGGGAACCACCCAUGGAUUUGAAGCCAGCACAGAUUCCACGCCUCAAGGACGAUCGUACCGACAAAGUGGAGGACCUACUAGAAGAUCUGCUGGAGAGAGACAUGGUUCUGGGGUUGACUGAAGAGCUAAAGUGGAAAGUGAACCUCAGCAUUGAAAGUGUACUGAGACGAAUGAAAGAGUUUGAGAAUGUGACUGUUGAGCAUAAGGUGAAGAGCAUAGUAAAAACAAACUUUGAGCUGAAGGAUGAGCUGGAGAGCUGGCAGAGAGCAGUAUUCCGGGAAGAGAGAGAACUGAAGCAAGAAAAACUAGAGUAUGAGGUAAAGAGUAAAUUUAAACAAGUAAUGGAUCUGAGGAAGAAGUUGAAGGCCGAACUAGGGCACGCAUCGAAGGAUGAGAUAGUUUUUCUAGUACGUUUGAAGAGGGCACUGAUUCUUGAUGUGGCGUUUAUACGGGAAUGUAUGGCGGGGCUGGAGGAAAAACUGAGCUUGGAGGUGAAGCACUUGGAACCAAAGUUAAGGGGAGAAGUGGAGUUGUUACUACAACGAGGGCGCGUGCCAGAGUAUGAAUUGAUUGGAAGAAACCCAGGUCUGGAAAUCGAUCAACCGGAGGUGAAGCUGAAAAAAGGGCUGAAGUUGCCAGUUGAUCGAGUGCAUGAGUUACAGAAUAAGAUAGCUUGUAUAGAGGAACUAGUGCGGAUUCUGGAAACCGGACACCGGAGACAGGAGCUCGAUCAAGAGGAGUCGAAUUUCAAACAGAAGCUGGAGUUCCUACUUGAACGAGAGCGUGGGUCACCACAUGAAAUGCAGUACAGAGAUUACCAGGUGCUGAAGUUUGUACUCGAUCAAGAACGUCGGUGGAAGGGAGAGCUGCAGGAGCGUAAAGAGAACCCAGUUGCUUUUCUGAUUGAACGCAACCGUGAGCUAGAGCAUAAGCGAAAAGACGUACAUGUAAACCGUGAGCAGGAACUGGGGAGAGAAUGGAUAGCUGAAACCUGGAAAGCAUGGACGUUGCUAUCUAAAUGUGAGGGUGAGCUGACUAGUACAGAAUUGGCGUGGGUGAGAAACCGAUUCCAUGAGCUCGAGCAGCUUGAGGUAAAUCUGACAGCUGAGGAGGAGCUUGAGAGCUUACUUAUAAAAGAAGGAAGACUGUAUGAUGAACUGACCUCUAAUAGUGAACCAAGUGUAAGACAGUUUGAUCGGAUAAUGGAAGGCCUAGUGGAUGAUUUCCAACUGUCCCAGAUAUUUUCAACAACUGAGGGAAAAUUUAAAUCCUAUCAACUGCCUACGGAGGAUUUGAUAGGAUUUUUCUAUGGAAGUAAACAAAGGGAAAUAGAGGAAUCGAAGAAAAAGCUCGAGACUUUAAAAGAGAGGAAACCAGAGCUUAUACAUGAGAUGGAGAUGGAACUAAAUAGAAAGAGAGACCAUGAGGUCAAAGGUGCGCAAUGUUGGACGGCAUGGGUGGAAAAUGAGCUUAUGCCCCAAGGUAGAGAGAAUUUGAUGAUGAAGAAAUACCGCUGGCUGAGGCUGAAUAUGUUGACAAGCAAACUAAAAAAGCAACUCGAACAAGGGCUUGAACGUGAGCUGGAUCGAGUCCGAAACACUUCUAUGGCUUAUAGCGCGAGGAGUCGAGAGUAUGGGAGAGGGAUUGGAAAUGGAGUAUGGGAGCUAUAUCUCAGAGUAUUGGAGAAAGAAAUUAUGGAGAUGAACCCUUACUUGGUUGCAGAGUUCUUACACGGAUCAUUUAAGUAUGAGGAGUACACGAAUUUUCUAGAAGGACUUCACGAUGUUGAAAGUAUAGUCAACGAAGAUAUUCUCAUUUGCCAUUCACCAGGAGGAAAAUGGGUGCUAGAGGCCAAUGGUUUUCAAAAAAAUCAUAUCUUGCGAAAAAGAAAUGGAGAGCUCUCCUGUGACCAUGAAACGCCUCAACGUGCUAUUGAAAAGGUCACGCACUUCUCAUUUACAAAUGAUGACUCCUAUUUGGUUUAUUUGACCGAUAAUGGUUUGCUGCACGCUUUGUCCCUCGACACAGGUACCGUGUUAACCAGUGUGUCCAACAAUAACGUCGUUUAUUUCACAUGGCAAUGCGAGUGUGGCUAUUUCUUUCGCAGCGACACAGAAGAAAAAGCCAUUCUUUUUUCGGAUCUAUUUAGCCCUUUCAAGUUUAUUCCGGCAUCACUAGUAGAGUUGGCUGUGCCGGAAAAAACGAUCGCAGCAGUCUUUUACUCAACUAAUACAGUUUUAGCUGUUAGUUCUGAUUUGAAGGUUUCCUUUUGGCAGACCCCUGAAGCUAAAGAUGGCUUCAGCUUCAGCUUCAUUUCCCAGUUUCUUCUCGACAGGCCUGGCUUAGAAGUGAAGAAUUGUGCGCUUUCUCCAAAUGGACAGCAUAUUGCCAUUAACCAAGGAAGCAGGUUAAUGCUAUAUACCUUUAAAGAUUUUAGCCUUGCGGAGACUGACACAGUAUUCAUAGAAGAAUUUGGCUACACGGUUUCGUGCAUUGCAUUUUCAGGCGACAGUGCCUCACUUCUCCUUUGUAUCCAGGCUUUUCGAAGCUUUACGCGUGGCGAUGUGUGGGACGUUGUGGGGAAGUUCGUGUCGAGUAGUGUGAAGUCACAGAAAUUGGUUGCUGUUGAAUGUUGUCGCCUUUCAUCUGACAAGCAAGAGGUUAUUUUAUGCGGUCAGUAUCAGAUUGAGAUUUGGAAAUAUGGCGAAAGCUCUUGUCACUUAUUGACGACAAUCCAUGUAGAAAACAUUCACCACUCUCUUAGGUUCAGUCAAUGUAUUGUUUCGUCAGACAACCAGCUUCUAGUUUGUUGCAUCGGGAAUACAAUUCUUAUUUAUCGUCGCAAUGCAUCAAAUGUCAACUCCUCCAAGAGAGUCCUCCACGGCCAUCUCUGUAAAGUAGAGUUUUGUCGGUUUCUUAAGGAAAAUCGUUAUCUCAUUUCGUAUGGUAUCGAUGGCAAGGUUUUCCUCUGGGAUACAAGUGGACAAGAGGACAGAUGUAAAGCGGUUGGAUUCACAAAGAUUCCAGUGGACACCGUCGUAUGUAUGGCAGUGUCACCGGAUGAAGAGAAAAUUGUUUGCUUUUCGUCUAUAAAUUUGAUGUGCUUGGUAAAACUCUGCAACCUGAAAAGCUUUUCCCAGUAGUGGAUAUGGUGUGAUCGAGUGGUUCAGGGCCUGGAGGACGGAAAUUAGUAAAUAGUUGCUCAAAACAUCGAAAUCAGGAUCGACCUGCUUUCACAUGUGCCAUCAUCAAGGAUCUGAGACAUUCGUGAGAUCGGGUUAAAUGACUAUUGAAAAUGAAUCUCCAAUAACGAAAAUCAAAGCAAUAUUGAACUAAUGAAAACAUUGCUCGUUAUUUGAGCGGAGAUCUUUCACCAUGUCCAACGUAAGAAUGACUGAAGGUUCCCUUUGAACGUCUGCGCAAAUUUAGUGUUUAAACAAAAAAACGUAAAAAGUUUUGGUUAAGUGUUGUUUUUCGACAUAAAACAGUAUAGGUCCCGAUUGUCCCUGCUGUUGUAAAGGUGAAAAUUGUAGAACCCUUUUCUGCGAUGUUUUAUUAUUUACAAUUUCGCACAACAUCCAAAACGUUGCGAUAGCCUUUUAAUUAUGUCACUCAAGUCAUGGAGGUGGUGAUCUUUUCAAUGAACUAUUAAUUGCGUAACAUCCAGAAAACUCCAAAAGAGUAAAAUCGUAGAGACAGCGCCACUGUCCCGUUAGUAAACAAAAGAUCUUAGGUCGCGAGAGAAUUAAAAACCCAACAGGAAAGACUACAAGAGGAAUUUUAAGGUUCAACAACAUGCAAAGAACACAUUCUUGAAGGGCAGCUUGAAGUUACUGGUGAAAAGUUCAAAGGAAAUUUCUCUUGGACUCAACUUUGGUCUUUAGCACCCAAGGACACUUAGUUUGUUCCAAGGUUUUGAAGACAUAUACAGGCGUUUUUCAGGUUAACCAAAUAGGUUUAGAGUCUGUAUCAAUAUGAUGUAGUUCCCCUCACGACAUUUAAAGGUUUAAUUUUAAACGAAGUGUGAGAUGUAUUGGAAACAUAAUGCUAAUUACUGAAGCGUGAUAUGAUGUAAUUGCAGAGUAUUCAUUGGCUGAGUCAAAUUGAGUUACGCGCCGU